ACUUCCUUAUUUCUCUGCCGCUUCGGCUAGGGUUUUUUCCAGACUACCAUUAUUUUCUUCGUUACCAACAACACUUCACUCUCUUUCUCCCUACACUUUCCUUCUCUUUUCUUAUCUCCCGAACACCCUUUACACCCUCUCAAUCGCCUCCAAUCGCUGAUUCAUGGAUUCGAAUAAGCAAUAAGGGUUCCGUGGUUGCUGUUUUAGGUUGGUGGUGAGGGCUUUUCAAGGGGUUUUUCGGAUCGGAUUCUUUUUCGGGACUCUAAGAAAUGGCAACCGCGAACCCUUUUGACCUUUUGGGUGAUGAUGAUAACGAUGACCUCUCUCAACUCAUACAGAAGCUUCCUGUUCCCGCUGACACCAAGAAGCCCAUCGCUCCGGCUUCUCAGCCAGCUAAGCCUGCCAAGCUUCCCUCCAAGCCACUUCCUCCUUCCCAAGCUGUGAAGGAGUCUAGGAAUGAAGUUGGCCGUGGAGGUGGACGUGGUGGGGGACGUGGCUAUGGACGGGGACGUGGUGGUGCUGGUGGUUUCAAUCGGGAUUCUAAUGAGAAUUCCUUUGGCAACAAUGGGUUUUCUGGAGGGUACAGUAGACCAUCUGAAGAGGGAGAAGGGAAGACCUCUGAAAGGCGUGGCUAUGGUGCUCCUCGCGGUUCAUUCCGUGGUGGACGCCGUGGUGGUUUUAGCAAUGGUGAGGCUGGUGAAGGAGAACGUCCUCGAAGAUCUUAUGAACGUCGCAGUGGUACUGGACGUGGAAACGAGCUUAAGCGAGAAGGUGCUGGUCGUGGGAAUUGGGGAACAUCCACAGAUGAAAUUGCUCCUGAGGCUGAAGAGCCUGUUGCUGAAACUGAGAAAAAUGUUGAUGCUGAGAAGCCAUUGGGAGAGGAGGAAACUCCCGAUGCCAACAAGGAAAGUCCUGUGGCUGAGCCAGAAGAGAAGGAGCCUGAGGACAAGGAAAUGACUCUGGAAGAGUAUGAGAAGGUGCUUGAGGAGAAGAGAAAGGCUCUGAUUGCUUUGAGGACAGAGGAAAGGAAGGUUGAUUUAAAAGAGUUUGAAUCCAUGCAGCAGAUCUCAAGUAAAAAGGAGAAUCAUGACAUAUUUAUCAAAUUGGGAUCUGAGAAGGAUAAGCGCAAAGAAGCAGCUGAAAAGGAAGAGAAAGCGAAGAAGUCUCUUACCAUAAAUGAGUUCCUGAAGCCUGCUGAAGGUGAGAGGUUCUAUUCUGGAGGCCGUGGUCGUGGCCGUGGCCGUGGUUCGAGAGGUGGAUAUGGCGGUGGAUACGCACCUAGCAACGUGGCAGCCCCAUCCAUCGAAGAUCCCGGACAGUUCCCAACCCUGGGCGGUAAAUGAUUCUACUAGUUUCUCCCAUCAGCUCAGCUCUACGUUUCAUUCGUUUGGUGACUGAUAUUACAUGAAACGAUUUUGAGUGGUCAGCCCACAUGAUGAACUUUAAACCCUUUAUUGUUGUCUUUUUGUUUGAGUGUAAAUUUUAGAUGUUAUGUCUUGAACCAAGAAGUCAUGGAAUCAGUUUUGAUUUUAAAUAGGUUGAGAAUACAUUCAGUUAUUUUUAAUAUUUAGUAUUUGUUUUGCUCCUUUAUUUAUUCAUGAUUCUGUUUCUUAAGAGUAAUCGAUUCAAAGUAUUUUCUUUCA
Molecule: messenger RNA, 1643 nt
Organism: Humulus lupulus (European hop)
Lineage: Eukaryota; Viridiplantae; Streptophyta; Magnoliopsida; Rosales; Cannabaceae
Product: RGG repeats nuclear RNA binding protein A
Exons: 7
Coding region: 270-1343 (357 amino acids)
Cellular component (GO): nucleus; cytoplasm
Molecular function (GO): RNA binding
Source: RefSeq, a predicted model, not a curated record